AUGAAGACGCUUUCCUCCCUCUUCAUCGCCCUCAUCGCAAUUGCACUUGCAGUAUACAACAACGAGUACAUGCUCUCGAGACUUACACAGUCACUGAGACACGUCACAUCCCUAGCGAAGACUACGAAGCCCUUCUACAACGCCACCGAAGAUAUGUCGACCAUGUUCCGCGGACUGCCCGUCAUCCCCGACGAGAAGUUCACUACCGAUGCGCCCCGCAAGAUCGCAAAGUCCUUCCUUGCUGUUGAGCAGUCCGAAGGCGCGGGAGCGAAAGUGAGGAGGAGUGUUGGCACCCCCAAACUCCGCAACUUCUCUCCCUUCCUCAUGCUCGACCACUUUGCCAUUCCACCAGGCGCAGGCUUCCCUGACCACCCACACCGAGGCCAAGAAACCAUCACAUACCUCCUUUCCGGCGCCGUCGACCACGAAGACUUCGCCGGAAACAAGGGUACCAUCGAGCAGGGCGACCUGCAAUUCAUGACCGCCGGUCGCGGCAUCGUCCACGCCGAGAUGCCGCGCCAAAACGAGGACGGCGCGCCCAACGUCGGAAUGCAACUCUGGGUCGAUCUGCCCAAGGAGCUGAAGUCAUGCGAACCCCGCUACCGAGACCUACGAGCGAAGGAGAUCCCCGAGACAACCGCGGACGACGGCAAGGUGCACGUCAAGGUCAUCAGCGGACAAGCGUACGGCACCGAGAGUCUGAAAGAACUGGCAUACACACCCGUCUGGCUGCUCGACUUCACAGUCCAGCCCGGCGGCAAGGUCAAGCAGCCCCUACCAAAGGGCUGGAAUGCCUUCGCAUACCUCCUCAACGGCACCACUAUCUUCUCUUCCGACGGCGUAUCGCGGCCCAUCGAACAAUACCACAACGUUGUUUUCGAGAGCAACGGUGACAGCAUCGAAGCAUCUGUAGAGGAGGGUGCUGAGAAGCCAUCACGGUUCAUUCUCGUCGCUGGUCUGCCGCUCGAUCAGCCCAUCGUACAAUACGGACCUUUUGUCGUUACGUCACGAGACGAGGUCAUGCAGGCAAUGAUGGACUACCAAAGCCGUUCGAACGGUUUCGAGAGGGCGAACAACUGGGAAAGUGAGAUUGGAAAGAGCAUGAGCUUGGCUCCCUCUUUAGAACACUUUCGCGCAAUAUUCUUCUCAGAGGAUGGACCGGGGCCUGUCUUUGUAUGGCUACGCAUCGAAGACUGCAAUCAGCCUGAUCAGGCGAUGAUCAUCCACUGCAACAGCGUGCCAUUUCCACCACGGUCCCAGGUCCACGGAUCGCCACAGUCAACAGGCAGUAACGACGAAAACCGGGUUCUCCAACGUCCCCACGAACCAAUCAGCCAAGUCGGAUUUCUCGCUGCCGACACAAACGGUGAGACAAAAUUCGCAGGGAGGCCAAAUGGUAGCGUUGGAAGCAUUGAUCCAGAGCUAGUGGAUGGCUACAAAGGACCAUUGCUAUUCUGCGGUCUGCGAUACCACCUCGACAUGAUAUCCUUCCGGCACAUAAUCGACGAUCUGCGCUCGUAUUGGUACGAUGCCAGGAUCGAUGCCGAGAGGCGGAUACAAGGCCCCAUCAAGGGCGUUCGUGUAAAUUGCCUCGGCGACACUGUCAUCAGUAAGCGACCAAAAUACGAACCGAUUAAUACACUCCACAACACCUUCUUCGACACUGAUCGUAUCUUUGAGAUCCCUGUAAGUGACAAGAUCGGCAUCCCGUUAGAGGUACACCUAAUCGAGCCUGCUGUACCGUGGAGGAAUCGUCGUCUUUAUGGCGACACGAUUAUCCCGUACUCACUCAGUUUCGACGCGCGGAUACUCAACCCGGCGCAGUGGCGGAUGCUGACAGGCUCGAUUAUGAUCAUCCGCAAAGACCUCAAGCCGCUUCAUUGCGCCCACAUAGACGCACUACGCGAGUACUGUGUACGCGAAAGCUUCAGUUCCGCACAACUAUCCAAUCUACCCGGGGGACCUCAUGGUCCUAAUCAAGACUUGACUCCAUUUAUCGACAUCGUUCAGCAAGCAAGUUCACAGCAGUUGCUGUCCCGUGCGUCGAAACAGGGCUUUGCAGACUUCUAUCUCAACUUCAUGCAAAACGGUGGACACGCGAAGUAUGGAUAUAUCACUUCUCCUUACAUAGUCUAG
Alternaria ethzedia is the source of this 2136-nucleotide messenger RNA. RefSeq lists its product as uncharacterized. The transcript has 3 exons. The record is from RefSeq and is a predicted model, not a curated record. The coding region runs from base 1 to 2136 and encodes 711 amino acids. NCBI's taxonomy places the organism in Eukaryota, Fungi, Ascomycota, Dothideomycetes, Pleosporales, Pleosporaceae.